UGUUUGAUUUACAUUGUUUUUGAUUGAUGAGACCUCUUCAAGGACCCAAUACUCGCGUAAAUUGAGAGCUACCUGUACUCGAUUUUCCUUUAACACUGGAUCCCUUAUAGCAAGAGAUGGGUUACCUGCAUCUUUAGAGCAUGCGCAAUUGCCAUCAGAAUGGCGCUGCCCCACUUGGUAGCCAUAUUGGUGGCUUUAUUUACAAAAUAUAUAUUUUCGCUGAGAAAAGGAAGUAAUUUAUUGUGAAACUUUGCAAAUCUACCAGACUGAAAAUGAAUGAUUCUUACAUUAAGGAGUAUAAGGCAGUGACUAGCCUUCAUGUGGCCAAGGAAGAAUACUGCCUUGAACUUGCCCCAUCUCAUGAAUGGAAAACCUUGGCAGUUUCUUCUUCUGAUAAGUUGGUAACAUUGAUGGAGACAGAAACCCUGACCAAAACCCUGACCCUGGAGCCACACUCUGAGCCCAUCACUGGCACAAGGUUCUCCCGAAGUGACAGCAACAUCCUCUGGACAAGCAGUCUUGAUGGUUCCAUAAAACUGUGGGACUUGAGGUCCAGCCAUUGUGAGAAAGAAUUGGUGGGGAAAACUGAAGCUUCAGAAGUGACUAAACCUAUCACCUGUUUUGAUAUAUCUAUGAAUGAAAGAAUUCUCUGUGGGGGUACUGAACUGGUGGAGGAAGGAGCUUUUAUACUGUUCUGGGACAUCCGUGGAAAGGAGGUCCUCGGUAGCUACUUCGAGUCAGCCAAUGAUGAUAUCACCCAAGUCGUCUUUAACCCUCAGCAGGAUGAUAUGCUUGCUACAUCUUCAACUGAUGGAUUACUCAAUGUGUUUGACAUUUCACAAAACUCUGAAAGUGAUGCUUUUACCUACUGUCUGAAUGCUGAAGUUGCUGCAGGAAAAUUGUGUUGGUUGAGUCAUGGGGGUAAGUAUGAGAGACUUGCUGCAACUACAGAUCUUGAAACCUUACAGUAUUGGGACAUUCGAGAAGCAGCACCUCUGCAUAGCUUCACCAGGGAGGAAGUUGCAAAUGCCAUGAAGUGCCAAGAAGCAGAUGAAAGCUAUGUUGUGUCUGUGACUACAUUCAUUGAUAGUGAUGACCCAAUUGUAAUAGCUGGCUUCCACACUGAAUCUGAGAGUGACUGUCUGCAAACCCUGAGACUUGACCUCAGUUCUGGGCAGCUGAGGCCUCAUGGUACCUUUGUGGCUAGACAGCCGCUGCUUAUGACACGAAGUGUUCUGUACCAGCCACCGACAGACAGUUUUUAUACAGGAGGGGAGUGUGGAGUGGUGAGUCUGUGGAGGCCUGAAGCACAAACAUCUGCUGGAAAGGAACGUGUGACUAAAAAGAAAAAGCAACAUAGAAGUAAACCAUACUAGCCUCUGUAGUGCCUUUAAUUUAUCAUGCAUUAAAUUGAAAAUUAUCAUACCGAACACAAAGCUGUAUGAUAAGUUGAAAUAUCCGAAGAAUGUUAAGGUUUACUGAAAACUGAUACAAAUGAUUUAUGUAUUAAUCUACUUUAUUGGUUUAGGAAUAGUGGUACAUGCAUAAAAAAUAUUUUCUUAAACUUAAUAUAAUAGGAUGUUGAUUUAAGGGCAGGGUGCAUCCAGUUACCUAAAUGAGAUUGACAUAUUUUAUCAAUUUGCAUGAAUUUAAAUCUUGUAAAGGGUAAGUUUGAUAUAAUUUAACAAAGUAGAUUUCAAGAAGAGGAAAAUUUAACUAAAACUUAUUAAAAGAUGAGGUGUGCUGAAAGAGGAACUGAGAGCCUGGUGUUUGUUCAGUGCCAGUCAUAUUAUUCAGUUUACUACCUAAACUCCUGUCUAUUAUUCUUACUCAAUGUUCAUGUAUCAAACUGUUCUGAGGAAAGAGUAAAAAUUCUUAUUAAUAUUCACCAACAAUUCCCUCUUACACAAAAAAUAUAUUUGCAUAAAAGAUAUGCAUAUGAUUUUUUUUUAUGCCUUUAUGCAGCUACUUUAGAAUUUCAAGAUUCUAAAGAUUGAGUAACUAUGCUCCAAGAAACAAUAACACUUAUUUCAAGAUAGGGUACCAUACUUGCUAGUGUUGAAGGCACACCCUUUUUCAAAUGCCAUAUUUUGAAAAAAAUAUCCUGAUCUUUACCAAUUUUACUAAGAUGUUUUAUUGGUUGUUUCCUGACCUUUAGGAUAUGCCUACCACACACACACACACACACACACACACACACAUUUACACAUUCCAAUUGUUGCCUAAUCACAUGGUGUUGUGUAA
Messenger RNA from Eriocheir sinensis (Chinese mitten crab), 2244 nucleotides. Its product is annotated as WD repeat-containing protein 89-like. Lineage: Eukaryota; Metazoa; Arthropoda; Malacostraca; Decapoda; Varunidae. Gene Ontology annotation, molecular function: protein binding. The transcript is spliced from 2 exons. Bases 273 to 1376 code for a protein of 367 amino acids. The record is from RefSeq and is a predicted model, not a curated record.